Molecule: messenger RNA, 1189 nt
Organism: Seriola dumerili (greater amberjack)
Lineage: Eukaryota; Metazoa; Chordata; Actinopteri; Carangiformes; Carangidae
Gene: adat3
Product: adenosine deaminase, tRNA specific 3
Exons: 2
Coding region: 95-1126 (343 amino acids)
Cellular component (GO): cytoplasm; nucleus
Molecular function (GO): tRNA-specific adenosine-34 deaminase activity
Source: RefSeq, a predicted model, not a curated record
CAACAGAAUAAGCAUGGAGUCGAGAAGAUAGACUCUUUCACCAAGCGCGAUUUCCUUCAAAGUAUCGAUCUGAAUAAAGGAGGACGCCAGAACAAUGGAGCCACAGAUGAAACGCUGGAAAGGGUCAGAGUUUGACACAGACUCCUGGGUUGCUUAUCCUGUACUGUCAGAUGAGCAGUCACAAGAUGUCGAGCUGGUAGAGGCGUUUGCUGCACCCAUUGUCAACAAGAAGGAGACCUCUCGACUGGUCAGGGAGCUGAACGGCCUCUACCCGUUGGAUGGCCUUCAACACAUCAAGCGGGUGCGGGCAUGCAAGGAGAAGGACAGCCCUCAUCCUCUGGAAGUCCUCGUGUGCCUUGUUAGUGACGCACCAGACAGGAAGGCGGUCAGCAUCGACUCCCUGCUGCCCUCAGAUGGAGUUGGACGUGAUGGAUUAGGUGAGCCUUUUGUGGUUAAGGUCCCUGCACGUCCCCCCUUGACCCGACCUCAAUUCGAGCUGGCGAGCAAACAGUGGCCCACUUCCUUCCAUGAGGACAAACAGGUGACGGUCGCGCUGAGAGGAGAGCUCUUCAGUCCACCUCAGAAAGCUGCAAUGCACAUGUACAUGAUGUCUGCAAUCGCUGCUGCCAGAGCUGGGAAGGAGAUGGGGAUGGAGGCAGUUGGGGCUGUAGUGGUCAACCCAGCUACGCAGACGAUCAUUGCAGUGGGCCACGACUGCCGAGGCGACCAUCCCCUUCAUCACGCAGUCACGGUCUGCGUCGACCUUGUGGCUCGGAGCCAGGGCGGCGGAUGUUAUUCCUUUGACAGAUACCCUGCUUGCCGAUUCACUUCGCCAACCUCAGAUACUUUUCAAAACGUGCCUGACGCAGAGGGGAGCUCUCAGCCGUACAUAUGCACUGGCUAUGACCUUUAUGUGACCCGAGAGCCUUGUGUUAUGUGUGCCAUGGCACUGGUCCACUCUCGGAUUGGCCGUGUGUUCUAUGGGACCGCCUCUGCUGACGGGGCAUUAGGGACAAAGUUCAAAAUCCACUCACAGAAAGAUUUGAACCAUCGCUUUGAGGUUUACAAAGGAGUCUUGAGCAAGCAGUGUGAGGGUCUUAACAAGCUGGACAACCACAUCUUAUAGUCAAAACCACUGUUUUAUGAAAGCAGUUAUUUUAAAUAAAGUUUUUAUUCAUAUGGUGACUGU